AUGAGACUGAUAAGUAAAAAAAAUAUAAGCAUCACUUACGGCGAUCUGUCGCUCACGCUUAAAAAUCAGUCACCCAACCACACCCGCACGCUUUCUUUCCCCGAAUUCAUCGUUGCUUUUUCCCGCUACACUGACGUGAUCUGCACUGCGUUCCCUCAUAGGAGACGCGAGCUGGGCGAUUAUCUCGCUAUCGUGGCAGAGCUCGCUCUCUCCUAUGGGGGCGCGCAUUUUUACACGUAUCACAGACUUUUCUCCGCCAAAUGUGCAAUUCGUAUAGCUCAGUGGAACCAGUGCCCCUACUGGGGAGCAUUGGACACUGAGCUGCAUAACAGGGUUUUUCUGGGCGUCCGCAAUAUUACAUGCGCGGUGUGUCGCUCAGUUGCGCAUACCACAUUAGAUUGUCCCCUAGUCACUCCCUCUCUUCCCCCACGCUCAGCUUCGCCUCCCCAGUCUACCUGCUCUGUUCCGCGCCUGCCAACCCGCCCAGUUCACCAAACCCAAGGGCAACCUGGCAAUUUGGAGGCUUGUAGGAAUUUCAACGCCGGAAGAUGCGUCAGGCAGCGUUGUCGCUUCCUGCAUGUGUGCUCAUUUUGUAGCGGAGCACACGCACGAAUCGUGUGCCCAUUGUCUCAAACGCAGAAUAAAAAACUAAAAAAUUACCUUUCGACUCCCGUGAACAUUUCUUGUUUGUCUUCAGAAUUGUCCUUGCACCCCGACUUUCAAUUCACUGACUAUCUUCUGACCGGUCUCUCGAACGGUUUCAACCCCGGCGUCGUCAGUCUUCCGUCACACAGCUUAAUAUGCCCCAACCUCCAGUCUGCGCUCGCCGAACCAGAGUCAGUCGAUUUCCUCAUUAAAAAGGAGAUCGACGCUAAUUUCAUUAUUGGCCCCUUCGACGCUCCCCCUUUUCCUGCAUUUCGGAUCAGCCCCAUUGGCAUAGCGACUCGUAAAUUCUCUGGAAAAAAGCGCCUCAUUUUCGAUCUCUCGUCACCACACGGCUCUACCUUCCCUAGCAUUAAUAGCCUCAUUCCGAUCGAGGAAUUUUCCCUGCACUAUCAUAACAUCGAUCAAGCCAUCACUUUAAUAAAACAUGCCGGUCAUGGCGCUUGGCUAGCAAAAGUCGACAUCACAUCAGCAUUUAAAGUCAUGCCAAUCCACCCAGACUUCUGGCACCUUUUCGGCAUUCGAUGGCGCAAUAAAUUUUACUUUUCUGUCCGUCUCACCUUUGGCUGCAGAAGCAGCCCAAAAAUUUUCGACAUGUUGUCGGAGGCAAUUUGCUGGAUUCUCUCUAACAAUUAUGCAAUUCCCUACCUUAUCCACCUACUGGAUGACUUUUUAAUCAUCUCGUCUCCCGACUCGUUUCCGGCUGCACAUCUAGCAAAAGUCCAACAGGUUUUCAAAAAUCUCGGCGUUCCCCUCGCCCCAGACAAAACUUCAGGUCCCAGCACGUCCAUCGAAUUUCUCGGAAUUAAAUUAGACUCGCUUAAAUUCCAGGCUUCUCUGCCGAAAGAGAAAAUCGAUAGAACGAUCUUGAUCGCGUCCUCCCUAUUAUCAAAUCCCCGCUGCUCAAAACGCGAGCUUCUGUCUGUUCUCGGCCAUCUAAAUUUCGCGAUGAGAAUAAUCCCGCAAGGUCGCCCGUUCGUUUCACACCUCCUCUCUCUCGCGUCAUCCGCACACGCUUUAGAGGACUCGUUAUCCAUAUCCAGCUCCUGCCUCGACGAGCUGAGCCUAUGGAUAAAAUUCCUCAGACAAUGGAACGGCUUGUCAUUUUUCUACAGUGACAUGGCCUCUUCCCCCGUCGAUAUUCGCCUAUUCACAGACGCCGCCCCUUCCGUCGGUUUCGGAGGCUUUUACCAAGGCCGUUGGUUCGCGUCCACCUGGCCCCCCCAGGUUUUAGAGAUCCCUUAUGCUUUAGCAUCCUCAGCUCACUUUGAGCUAUAUCCACUGGUCGUCGCAGCAUCCCUAUGGGGAAAAGAGUGGUCAGCUUCCAGCAUAAUCGUGCACUGUGACAACGAGGCAACUGUUCAUUGUAUUAACAAAGGCCGCUCCCACUCCCCCGCCAUAAUGCCGUUCCUCAGACGCCUCAUCUGGAUCUCAGCCUGUGACCAAUUCAUUCUAACUGCCAAACACAUUCCCGGAUCAAAAAAUCAGAUUGCUGACGCCCUUUCUCGUUUUGCCUUCCAGAAGUUCAGGCUGCUGGCACCCGAAGCAGAUCCUUUGCCAACACCGGUACCUCCCUAUUCGGAGCUGAUAUUCCAGUUAACCACCCCCUAAAAACCCUCAUCGAUGCCUCUCUAAACUCCAUCAUCCAAGCCGUCUCCCUCAGGACCCUCCAAUCUUAUCUAACUGCAUGGAAAAGCUUCAAGUCUUUUCACCUGGCAUUCAACAUUCCCUUUCCCGA
Triplophysa dalaica is the source of this 2401-nucleotide messenger RNA. RefSeq lists its product as uncharacterized. The coding region runs from base 1 to 2274 and encodes 757 amino acids. The record is from RefSeq and is a predicted model, not a curated record. Gene Ontology annotation, molecular function: metal ion binding. Lineage: Eukaryota; Metazoa; Chordata; Actinopteri; Cypriniformes; Nemacheilidae. The transcript has a single exon.